AUGAAACCACCUUCAAUAUCAUCUCCAAUCCCACGUUCAUCGCCCAAUCUCAAUUCGAAUUCGACUUUGAAUGCAAGAGCACCUUCACCUAAUCUGAUCCACAGACCAUCGACAUCAUCUAACCGAUCGAAAAGAUCAGAAGCGGAUUUUGAAGCUGCGUUAUUAGAUCCCAAAUCAACGAUAUUCUUAUCUGCUGGACCUUCGAAUUCAUACAAUGAGGAAGAUGCAUCUACAGCUACAUCCAAAUUGACUCUUGGACCUUCCAUAUCAAUGAAAGACAAAGGAAAGGGGCAAUACUUUGAUCAUGAAACAGAUUCCGAUACACCUUUACCAAAUGAGAAAAGGAGUUUCGAGGAAGACCUGAUAAACCUCAAAAAACAAAAUACUACAGCUACUACUACUACUACGCCUGCAAUAGAUGGUAGAAAAGGUUUAGGUAUAUUAAUGGAAAGUCCCAGAUCUAAAAUUCAAAAUAACGGUAUAGGUGUAAUACCUCCUACACCAAGUACGGUAAGACGUCAACAUGGACACAAUAGGAAUUCAUCACAGAUGACUACAGACAGUUAUAAUUCUAUGAACAGUGAUACUCCCUCAACGACAAGAAGAAGAGCAAGUAAAAGUUUAGGUAUCGACGCCGAACUAGGUGAAAAACCAAUACCUAAGAAUAUAGUAGCAACUAAGAGAAGAUCAAUAUUUCGUUCUCCAGGUACAGCUUCAUCACCAGAUUUAGCAACUUUAGUAAGAAAAGCUAAAGAAGCAAAGUCAACUCAAAGUGAAGAUCCAGUGAACGAUCCACCACCAUCCUCCGGUAACCCGACGACAUCGUCGACAGCAACAACGUCGACUGCGAAAACGACAACUACACCUCAUAGGAAUGGUGCUGCCAGUAACAGACCGGGCACUUCAGGUUCAACCAGAUACGCUCCUUCACCUUCACCAAGUUUAGGAGAAUCAUCAACUGCAACGAUGAGGAACAGGGAAAGAUCAAUCACAAAUCCUAAAUCUGAUGAACAAUGGGAAAGAUACGGCAACAUGUUGGGUGGAAAUCAGAUGGCGUCUAUUGCAGAAGGAUCACGUACGACAGGCGGAAGAAAUAGGACCCAGUCCUCUGAUGAAGGAUUUAAGAGUAUGAGAAACAAGGCAAGAGGGGUUUUUGGAAAGAUGUUUGGAUCUACAAAAGAUUACAGUUUACCAUCAACGACACCGCCAUCAGCUACCUCAUCCCGUUUCCCCGAGCAUUCCAGUCCGAGACCACCUGUACCUCCCGUUCCAUCCGCAUAUGCUGCUCAGCGCCGCAAACCUCCCAGCCCACCAACAGAAUCUUCCGAUAUCUUCACAGUCAGAAAUCCCCCUCCACAAUCCUCACGGUCUGCUGCUUCUUCCGUUCCUCCACCACGUCAGUCCAGUCCAGCGUACGAUGGACGUGCAUCAGUCACACCGACGGGAACACGCCAAGUUUCCAGUAAUAGUGUCCUUAGCGUGGAUAAACCCCUACCAGCAGUCAUAGAGCCUGAGGAUGCGCCAGUACGAGAACCAAGUCUUACUCUCCGAACAUCAGGUCAUAGUCGUCAGCCUGCAAGUGCAGCUCACGAAGAAAGUCCACCAUUCUCCGAAACACCACUCAAACCUUCAGCUUCACCUGCUACUAGAGCUGUGCAUACCUUCAAGUCCGAUAUGGCAGGAAUAUUAGCGAAUAUAGGACACAGUGAACCUGCCAGAGAACUAGGUCUACCUCCAGAUAGCGUUAGACGGGACAGAGAUAGAUCUCUUUCAGCGGAGACAACCUGUGAGUCGUUAAAGGUGCUAGGCAAAUCGACUUCAAAAGAUCGUGCGACAUCACAUUUGUCACCUGUCCCAACACAGAGGACCACUUCUCUGCCUGUGAAAUCCCCACAAGUUGGAAGAGCUCCAUCGAUACGGCAGAUAUCACCUAACCCAUCGUUGAAUGGUGACACUUCCUUGAUGCCAGUAAAUACUGCAUCACGUUCAUCUAGUCGAUCUUCAGAAAAGAGGUCUCCUUCGCACUCCCAUGCAUCUUCACCAGCCAGAUCACCUUCUUUGUCUAGGAACAAGAAAUCAUUUGAAGAGUCACCGUUGAUCCCUUCUUCUGUACGAUUAAUAUCAAGUCCUAGGCCAGACAGUGCCCAUUCUGCCAUAUUACCGGUAAAUAUCACCAGUGAAGCAUUAGCAAAAGCUUCUUUCAUAAAUACCUCACCGUGGGGUAAACAGCCUCCGAGAAUGCCGAGUGGUUUACCGGAUGAAAAUAGAGACGAUCAAGUUGAAACAGUCAACACUCCCCCUGAAACACCAAAAACAACUCAUGAAGAGGACGAAGAAGAAAGAGGUAGAAGAUUAGCUUGUGAAUUCCUAGAAGACGAUUUCACAAGUGUACCAAAAGAUAAAGUAGCAGAAUUCUUAGGUGGUCCACGUCCUAUCAACGCGGUCGCUCUGAAGUACUACAUGCAAUACUUCGAUAUGAAGGCACAAACUUUGGUUGACUCGUUCAGGGAUUUAUGCCAGAAAUUACACCUCAAAGCAGAAUCACAGGAGAUUGACCGAAUCAUUGAAGCGUUCUCAGCAAGAUAUUUUGACUGUAACCCGACCACCGUAUUCGGAACCCCAGGAGUGGUGCACACAGUCACAGCUGCUAUGCUCAUGCUCAACACGGAUCUUCAUAUCGCCGAACUAAAUAAACACAUGUCAAGGACUGACUUUGUGCGGAAUGCGAUGCGAGCGAUACAUGAAAGUAUGCCCACGGACGAAAGGUCAUCGACACCUGAUCUUGUCAGAGAUGAUGGCAGUAGUAUGAAAUUAGGAUUCGGUUCAACAGCAUCAAUGGCACCUUCAGUUGUCAGUCUACGAUCGAAAACACCUAUGAACCCUCUUCCCGCUCAAAGAAGCGCAUCGGCUCCUGUCAUCGCACAUGCUGCGCCUACUCGGACCGAUAGCGUCUCGUCAAUCGGAACGAAUGGACUCGAGAACAAAACUAGAGGUAGUUCUACCACUGUCAGCUCAUUCAAUUAUAGCAAAGCUUGGGAGUCGGAAGCGGAAGCUGCCUUACGAGAUAUUUUCGCCAGUGUCAAAUCGGAUAGGAUCUUAUUACCAAUCUCCGGACAUCAAGAGUCGAGUAAUCGUCAAUCCAUGAUGUCAGUUUCCAGUAAUGGACCUUUCGAUAGAAGUAGGACUGUAAGAAGUCCCUCUGACAGAGUCAACGUCCUAAAAAGAGGUAGUAUUAGAGGUAUGCAGGGUUUGAUGAAUAAUCCGUAUGGAUCGCAAUGGUCUGCUUCGGAUGGAAGACUCAGUCCUACUCCAAGUUACGCAACAUCUAUCAAUGAAGGUCUCGGAUCGUUCGCAGCGACCCUUGGUUUUGCUUCGAAUCUGUCUCAUACCGUUAUUCGCGAACAUGAUGAUGAGGUCCGAAGCAUAGAUUCUCAAACUAGUACAGAUACUGCCGAGGAUAUGGAUGAUGACGAACUAGCCCUUCUCGGAGCUCCAUGGGCUAAAGAAGGUCUUCUCUCAAGAAAACUAUACUGGGAAUCAGUUGGGAAGCGGGCGAAGAAGAAUGACUGGAAACAAUUUUUCGUUGUCAUAUCCAAGGGAGAGUUAUACAUGUUCACAUUCGGCGAGAAAGGCGGCGGUGGAUUCAUGGGUGGAUCAGUCGGUGGUGGUAAUUGGCUUGAGAAUGCCAAUGCCAUCGGACAAAUCGCUUUGAUGCAUACGAUGACAGUCGCAUUACCUAAACCGGGAUAUAACUCAAGUCGACCUUAUUGUCUUUCGCUUGCUGGACCAUCUGGAGAGACGAGUUUCUUCCAGGCUGGUACAGAAGACUUAGUAGGUGAAUGGGUAUCAACAUGUAACUAUUGGGCAGCAAGAAGAUCAAGACAACCUUUACAAGGUGGAGUAUCAAAUAUGGAAUAUGGAUGGAAUCGAGCUCUAGAUCAUAGUCCAAUUAUCAACAAUAGCAAUAACGAUGAAGAUGAUAGAGCAAGCGUUAAAAGUGGCCGAAGUAAUCUAUCAAAAUUAGGUUCAAGUGUAGGUGUGAGUUCCUAUGGUAGACGGACUAUUGGAUCUUCCAUGUCAACUUCGGGAACAGGAAUGAAUGACAGAAUUCAUAUAAAUGAAUGGAAACCUCCACCACCAGCAACGAUGCCAUCUCCACUAGAUGAGGAAUCUCAAUUGGAAGCAUUACAGAAUUACGUUAGAUCGUUAGUCGAUGAACUGGAACAACAUAAAUCAAUAGAAGAACCAAUGACCAAACUUUAUACACCAGGAUCUAAAAACCUAACUAAAGCAAGAGAUAAUUGGAAAUCGAAAUCGCAUUAUAUCCAUACCGAGAUAUUCAAGUAUGAAACAUAUGUGGAAGCGUUAAGAAAUGCAAUUUCAUUAAGAGUGAAAAAACAAGGUGAAAAGAAAUUGGAAAAAUCUCUAGCUAGAAGUAUGACUAGUUUACAUCGUGCGGAUGACAAUGAUAGUGAUAAUGUUGAAGAAGACGGGGAAGAGAAAGAAAUCUAA
This is a messenger RNA of Kwoniella shivajii, 4512 nucleotides long. RefSeq lists its product as uncharacterized. NCBI's taxonomy places the organism in Eukaryota, Fungi, Basidiomycota, Tremellomycetes, Tremellales, Cryptococcaceae. The transcript has 9 exons. Gene Ontology annotation, biological process: regulation of ARF protein signal transduction. Gene Ontology annotation, molecular function: guanyl-nucleotide exchange factor activity. Bases 1 to 4512 code for a protein of 1503 amino acids. The record is from RefSeq and is a predicted model, not a curated record.